Molecule: messenger RNA, 1188 nt
Organism: Procambarus clarkii (red swamp crayfish)
Lineage: Eukaryota; Metazoa; Arthropoda; Malacostraca; Decapoda; Cambaridae
Source: RefSeq, a predicted model, not a curated record
AUGAGGCGUCGCCUACAUCCGGAAGGACCUCCCCUACGCCAAGAGGAGUCGCCAACAUCCGGAAGGACCUCCCCUACGCCAAGAGGAGUCGCCUACAUCCGGAAGGACCUCCCCUACGCCAUGAGGCGUCGCCUACAUCCGGAAGGACCUCCCCUACGCCAUGAGGCGUCGCCUACAUCCGGAAGGACCUCCCCUACGCCAAGAGGAGUCGCCUACAUCCGGAAGGACCUCCCCUACGCCAAGAGGAGUCGCCAACAUCCGGAAGGACCUCCCCUACGCCAAGAGGAGUCGCCAACAUCCGGAAGGACCUCCCCUACGCCAAGAGGAGUCGCCAACAUCCGGAAGGACCUCCCCUACGCCAAGAGGAGUCGCCAACAUCCGGAAGGACCUCCCCUACGCCAAGAGGAGUCGCCUACAUCCGGAGGGACCUCCCCUACGCCAAGAGGAGUCGCCAACAUCCGGAAGGACCUCCCCUACGCCAAGAGGAGUCGCCAACAUCCGGAAGGACCUCCCCUACGCCAAGAGGAGUCGCCAACAUCCGGAAGGACCUCCCCUACGCCAAGAGGAGUCGCCAACAUCCGGAAUAUCCCACCCUACAGCAACUGCAUCCUGCGACGGGGAACAACCUCACUCGAGCGACGCGGGCGACGCAUAUACUCUGCAACCUCGACAACGACACCCCCAAUCACGAGCGGCUGUAUAACACGCGGCACAGGUUCAAAAGGCACGGAGUCUCUCCGGCCGGAGUGCUUUUUCAGCACGAGAACUAAAUCACGAUCCACACCAGCGGUUACAGCAGGUUCAACAACCUCCCAUUCCGGAGAACAGGCACGGCCACCAUCACCGCAUCCACAUGGCCCACACCCACACCGUCCGGAGAACCCACAGAGGCUACAUCGCCCACACGGUCAACAACAUCAUGGGAAAUUGGCCCGGGACACCGGCGCGCCCACUUCUGCAAAGGGACUACAGUCGUCCAAACUCUCAGGCUCGGCAGGCCCUCCAAAACAGAAGAGCCUGCGCUCCCGGGAGCCCGGACCACAUCCACAGGCGGGGGCGGGACAUGGACGUCCAUUAGGACACCUUCCACGACACGUAGUGCAGGCGAUGGCCCGACACUCUCACACACCGGAUCAACAACAACUUCCGGGGCCACAGCAGUUAACAGACGUGACGCACAUGUCGUAG